This is a messenger RNA of Lobosporangium transversale, 1154 nucleotides long. Its product is annotated as ras-related GTP-binding protein A-like protein. Gene Ontology annotation, biological process: cellular response to starvation; cellular response to amino acid stimulus; regulation of autophagy. Lineage: Eukaryota; Fungi; Mortierellomycota; Mortierellomycetes; Mortierellales; Mortierellaceae. The record is from RefSeq and is a predicted model, not a curated record. Gene Ontology annotation, molecular function: GTPase activity; GTP binding. Gene Ontology annotation, cellular component: Gtr1-Gtr2 GTPase complex; nucleus; lysosome. The transcript has 7 exons. The coding region runs from base 153 to 1061 and encodes 302 amino acids.
UGCAUCUUUUUUUUUCUUUCUCUUUUAUACACGACACUCUAUUCCAUUUGAAUAAUCAGCACACGACAGCCAUCCUCUAACAGCCUUUAUUGUUUCAUUGUUUUUCUCCUUCUCCUUCUCAAGCCUCAAGUUCAUAUAUUCCUUGAAGAACCAUGAAGAAAAAAGUGCUAUUGAUGGGAAAGAGUGGGUCAGGCAAGACCUCCAUGCGCUCCAUCAUUUUCUCAAAUUAUAUUGCAAGAGACACUCGUCGUCUUGGUGCAACCAUUGAUGUCGAGAAUUCACACGUCCGCUUUCUUGGAAACUUGGUAUUGAACUUGUGGGAUUGUGGAGGUCAGGAGGCAUUCAUGGAAAAUUACUUUGCAUCGCAACGUGAUCAUAUCUUUAAAAACGUCGAAGUGUUAAUUUAUGUCUUCGAUGUGGAAAGCAGGGAUGUUGAAAAGGAUAUGCAUUAUUAUCAAUCAUGCUUGGAAGCCAUCAUGACCAAUUCCAAAGAUGCAAAGAUCUUUUGUUUAAUUCAUAAGAUGGAUCUUGUACAGGAGGAUCAACGUGAUAAGAUCUAUAAUGAACGUGUCCUCGAAUUACAGACACGAUCUUUGCCUCUUCAAGUGAUACCCUUCAGGACUUCAAUUUGGGAUGAGACAUUGUACAAGGCAUGGUCAUCCAUUGUGUAUUCACUGAUCCCAAAUGUUCAACUUUUGGAGAGUCAUUUGGACAACUUUUGUAGGAUUUGUGAAGCGGAUGAAAUUGUCCUGUUUGAACGAAUGACAUUCUUGGUGAUUGCACAUUCCACACGUAUUGAUUAUGGUGAUGUGCAUCGGUUUGAAAAAAUCAGCAACAUUAUCAAGCAAUUCAAGCUGUCGUGCUCUAGGACACAGGGUAGCUUCCAAAGCAUGGAAGUACGACAUUCCAACUUUGCAGGAUUUAUCGAUUACUUGACAGGCAAUACAUAUGUUAUGGUUAUCAUGUCGGACCCAACUAUCCAAUCUGCUGCAACUCUUAUGAACAUCAGUGUUGCCAGAAAGCAUUUUGAAAAAUUGGAAGGAGCACAGUUCUCAAAGUAGACGAAGCUCAAUAAAUAUAUAUAUAAUUGUAUCAAUUGAUUUUUUUAAAGAGCGCGCAGCCUAUGAUAUAAUUUAAACAAACCUGUGCACGUG